AUGGCCUAGGGAGUUCUGUCAACGGACGGAAUCGGCUCUAAGCUGAUUGGAGGGACCAGAGUGGGAGGCAGCAGUUCUUCGGGAUUACCGAAUUCGGGUUUCGGGUUUCUAAAAGCGGAUUCCAGCCGAUACUCUCCUAGAAUUCCUAGUCUCACGGGUCAUAGGCUCUACUUCUAGCCCGUCUUUCCCGACACUUAACCUGUUUGGCUGAGAACGGAUUACGAUAGAUGACCACGACAAAUAAAAUGCGACAGAUGGUUGGGACAAAUACUAUUUGAUUGUUGAUUAUUUGAGGACUUCGCCGGCUCGCAUAUAUCAGGAAUGGCGAGGAAACUGACGAUCGAAUCUGUGCUUCAGCCGCCGAAGUCCGUUCCGUCUGCUCCAGCAGCAGUCUCGAUAGACGGCCAUCCGUCGGAUUCUCGCCUGUUAGCCGUCAGUUACGACACCGCAAAUUCGUCUUCCGUUCACAUUCCGUCAGCAGUCGGUCCGCCGUCUCCGUCAAUUGACGAAUCUCGUUUGAACAUCGUCAACGCUCAGGAUUGCACUCAGUCUAGGCUCUCCGUCACCUCAGCCGUUCGAUCUGGCGCCAGCCUUUAUAGUGACAGAGACGAUUGUGAUAAUAACGGAUGCGUGGCCGUGUGGACGAGGGACCGGCCGUUGUCCCCAUUAGAAUCCCUCUCUUUUAGAAGCUCGCGAGUCACUACCGUCCUCUGGGUACCCGACGACCCGAACCUGCUAUUAGGGGGGACUCGAAACGGACACGUGGCAUUCUGGGAUUUGCGGGUGGGAGGGGAUCCGUGCCAGGUGGGACCGGGAAAGGCGCCGUGGAGAGCGGCGGAUGGCAGACGAGUGACGUCACUGGCGGCAGGAGGAGGGGGAGCAAGAGGAGGAGGGGGAGGAAGAGGAUUAAUAGGUGGAGGAGGGGUGGCAGGAUCAGGAGGAGCGGGGGAAAGCAGUGGGGAGGAGGUGCUGAGUGGCAGCGCUGGAGGGAGGCUGCUGAGAUGGAGCAGGCGAAUGAUGGCCACGCCCUUGGAGGUCGUUCCCCUCACCCCACCUGGCGUUUCACCUGACAGCUGGCGCAUGCUCACCCAGUGGCCCCUGGUGCCCUCAGAGCUGCAGAUGGGGACGACACCUGCGUGGAGGGGAGCACCUGGGAAUGCACCUGAAAAAGCACCUGGAUAUUCACCUGGGGCUUCACACGGAGUGUUUUACAUGGGGACGGACUGUGGUGGCGUGUUCCAGGGACAUCUCUCUCCCUUCCCCCUCACCGCCUCUCCCUCUACCUCCUCCUCCUCCUCCCCCAACCAAUCAAGGCUCGACUUCCAGUUUGGCUCCUGUUUGGCCUGCGCCCCUGCCACCUCAGCAGCCACGUCAUCUGCUGUGUCAGCAUCUGCGUCUGCUUACGUGCCUCUGACCCCCAGCCGAUCAGGAAUACCUGCAAAGCAAGAAUCCGAGUGUGCCACACAUCACCAAAGCGCCUUCAUCUCCGGCCUGCACUGCCACCCAUGCGCCUCCCUGCUCUCCUCCGACCCUCCCCUCUGGCUCACAUUCCUCCUUGGUAACCUGGAUUGUCACAGCAGUAGUGCUACCGGCGCUGGGCAGCCCAGCAGUAGCAGCACAAGAAGCGGUUUUGAUAACUCUCUCAGCAGCAGGGGAGAUGCUGUGGGGGAGUGGCAUGACGUGGUGCCCUCCCAUCGCGGCUUCACCACGCCAUCCCAUGAUGGCGUCACCAUGCCACGCAGCAGCAGUGUUGGCAUGCCAUGCCAGGGCGAUUUGAUUCUCUCCAGCUCCUGGGAUUGGACCGUCAAGCUCUGGUCAUCAGCUGUCUCCCACAGACCGCUUCUCACCCUCCAAUCAAUCAACGACACGUGUCACGAUGUGCGCUGGUGCCCCUCAAGCCUCUCCACCUUCGCAGUAUCUCUUGGUUCCAGGAGGAUUCAGCUCUGGGACCUGGCCUCCAGCACUCGCUAUCCGGUCGCUACAAUGUCUUCUACAGUGCGUUCGACAGUGGCAUCUACAGAGUCCAAUACAGUGGGUAAGCCUGAACAGUGUCCAACAAGGCCUGGUGACGUGUGUUACGAUAGUGAGCAGGGCAGAGAAGAGAAUGGGAAGCAUUCAAUAGUGGAUGAUGGUGUAUUUAUUAGGCUACGGUGGACAUGUGAUGGCAACGUUAUCAUCGCUGGAGACACCCUUGGAAGGGUGUUUACUAUAAAUGUGUGAGCCUCGUGCAAUUGAAAAUCCAUA
Molecule: messenger RNA, 2244 nt
Organism: Closterium sp. NIES-67
Lineage: Eukaryota; Viridiplantae; Streptophyta; Zygnematophyceae; Desmidiales; Closteriaceae
Source: the annotation of a GenBank genome assembly